CUCUCACAGCGCUGUGGAGCAGUUUGAACAGAACAGCGGCGGUAAACAUUAACCUCACAGCCCAGCUGAUAGAAUAAUACACACUUUAACUGCUGAUUAAGGUGAUAAACCUCGCUGAGUAGAAACUCCGCGGUUUAGGAUAAUGAUAUGGCUUCAAAAUCCGACCAGCUUCUUAUCGUCGUUUCCAUUCUUGAAGGUCGUCAGUUCCCCAAAAGUCAGAGACAUACUCUGGUUGUUCAUGCAAAGUUUGAUGGGGAGGAGCUAGCCACAGACCCUGUGGAGCAUAAAGAACAGCCACAGUUUAGCACUGAGUUGGCAUGGGAGCUAGAUCGCAGAACACUUCAUCAGCAUAGACUCCAGCGGACACCAAUCAAGUUACAGUGCUAUGCAGUUGAUUCAAAUACAUCUGCAAGGGAAUGUGUUGGGUAUAUUGUUCUGGAUCUCAGAUCGGUACAGGAGGUUAAACAGCCUCCGAAGUGGUAUCCUUUGCUUAGCAGCAAAUACACCAAACUCAAGCCUGCUUUGUUUUUAAGCAUGGUCCUGGAAAAUGAUAACAAACAGCCACCAGAUCAGUUUAAAGCGAAGAAAGCGCCACCCAGACCAGCACCUUAUCCUUCAUGCAUGUUUCUUUUUCCAAAGUAUUUCUCAGGAUCUCCUGUCUUGGCAAAUCUAGAAUCUGUUAAAUUAGAAGCAGUUCUUCAUGAAGAUGAGGGAUACCAUCAGAUCGGUCCAGCAGAUCUUUGCAAGGACAUGUUUGUUUUGUCGGUCACUGUUGCCUUUGCCACCAAGCUGGAGCAGUUAAUAUCCAGUAGGACAAAGCUGGCCAGUGAAGGCUCAGAGUUCUUCUUCUUUUACUCUCUCCUGGGUAAUGAUGUCACGAGUGAACCUUUCCAGAAUCUCAUCAGUCCAAAUUUUGAGCCUGAACGAGCCUCAGUUCGUAUUCGCAGCAGUGAAAGGCUACUACAUGUCUUUCUCAGCCAGCAGAAAAACCUACAGAUCCAUCUCUGCUGUGGAGACCAGUCCCUGGGAAGGACUGAGAUCUCUAUUGCUGCACUGUCGAAGAGAAGCAUGGAUCUGACUAAGGAGGCAGCCACUAUUGAGGGAGCUUUUGUCUUGCAACCCCCAAAUCGUACCAAGCAGAGCCUUCAGUCUGUCCCACUGGAGUUACAACCAACAGUUGGGGUGGCAGUUACAUUAAGAAGAGAGGGUGUUGGUGUUGAGUUGCCAGGUGCACCUACUGAGAGUGGAGAUGGACCUAGGACACCAGUAAAGAAAGGCCCCGCAGUUGGUGUCCAUGUUGGCCCAACUAAUCCUGAGUUAAGACCACGUAGCCCAUCCCCCACACACAGAUCCCCUGUCCGUAGUCCAUCCCCUACCCAUAGAUCCGGUCCCCAUCGGUCUCCAUCACCGUCACACUCGGAGAGUGAGGCUGAGAGCCUGCCUGAUGACGUAGGGCAUGCUCAGCCAAAACAACCAGAAUUGCCUCUUACCACACAAGCUGCUGUUGUAGACAAGCCACUGGUAAGUGAUACAGCUCAGGAAGUUCAGGAAACCUCCAUAACUGUCUCUGCCCCAAAGAUUGCCAUCCCAGCCUCAGCACACCACUACUGCUUUUCCAUGGACCUGCGCAGCAUCAGAGAUCUGAAUGUGGGAUUCCCUGUGAACUGCAUGCUGAGAUAUGCCUACCAGUUCUUUGGGAGUGCAGCUCCUAUUAUGACCAAUCCUGCAGUGGAAGUAAAGAAGAACACAGAGGUGUUCCUACCUCAGUCAUACUGUGCCUUUGAUUUUGCUGCACUGCCUAAUCAACUUCAAGACACCUUCCUAAGAGUCCCCCUAGUAGUAGAGGUGUGGCAUCGAGACCCCAGUUCCAGAGACAUCUUGCUUGGCACAGCCAGCAUCCAACUCUCCCAUCUUCUUACCGCUGAGAAGACCCGCUUCAUUGGUCAGUCUGGUCAGCAGCAUUGGAGGCAGACUUACUCUGAAAGGCUACCGGUUAUCAAAGCACAAGGAUCAAACGAAAAGAUGGCUGAAUUGAAUUAUGUAGCAGUUCUGGAAGACAUGGGUCUAGUAAAAGCCCAAGACAUCCUCGUAUCUGAAUCUUCUUUGAGUGGUAAUCAAGUGCACCAGAAGACGGCGGUCCCUCCUCGGCAUAGUGGGGGCGAGGCGGCAGCCAAGUCUCGGGAGACUCUGGAGUACCAGGCAGCCCUUGAGCUUGAGAUGUGGAAGGAGAUGCAAGAAGACAUAUUUGAUAACCAGCUGAAGCAGAAAGAACUGAGCCACAUGCAGGCCUUGGCAGAGGAGUGGAGGAAGAGAGAUCGGGAACGGGAGGCACUUGUUAAGAAGAAGGAGAUGGAAUAUAAUUUGUUGGAAGAACAGCUCCAGAAGACACUAGCUGAUCUGGAAAAGCGGGAGAAGACUCUUGCUCAUGCAGAAAUAGAGACUCAGAGACUGCAGCGGGAGAUGCGUGCAGAGCAUGAGUUCAGCAUGCGGGAGCUGCAGGACAGUGGCCGGCGUUUGCGUGAAGACUGUGCUCACCAGGUGGAACUGGAAAGGUCAAAGGUCAGGCAGCUUGAAGAAGACCUUGCCCGGCAGCAACAGCAGCUUACAGAAGCUGAAAAGAAAUACAAGCUGUUGGAAAAAGACUUUCAACAAUAUCGUGACCAGCAGAACACUCGGCCUGAAAUCCGCUUGCAGUCUGAGCUCAACCUGCUUCGGCUGGAGAAGGGGGAGCUGGAGCGGAAAUUGGAAUCAACAACAAAAUCUAAACUUCAUUAUAAGCAGCAGUGGGGACGUGCCCUGAAAGAGUUGGCAAGAUUUAAGCAGAGAGAGCAGGAGAACGCUAUGAUACGGCUGAAGAAGCAGCAGCAGGAGUUGGAGCACAUGAGGCUGCGCUACCUGGCAGCCGAGGAGAAGGAAGCUGUCAAGAAUGAGAAACACGAGCUACAGGACAUCCGCAAUGAGCUGAACAGGCUAAAGCAGCAGGAGGAGAAGAGGACGUGGACCGAGCCAGCUGGUGUCUCUCUAAACGAGAGUGCUGAUGACCACUUGAGUCGCCUGCUGGAGGAGAGAGAUACGCUGCUGCGCACAGGUGUAUACACACACGAGGACCGAAUCAUUGCUGAACUCAACAGGCAGAUUAAAGAGGCCAUGGCCAACAGACCUCCAAACUAAUAGGCUAGUAUUUAGGCAUUACCACAUUCCUCAAUAUGAUUUAUCAAACUACAACAAUAUUGAUACGAAAUUUGGCGCAUUCCAAAAAAGCCAAAUGAAAGUCAAAUGAAGUCAUAUACAUCAGUAUUUCUCAGUCUUGGUCCUAGAGGCCCACUGCCCUGCACCUUACAGUGUUUUCCCUGUUCCCAACACACCUUAUUCAGCUAAUCGGCUCAUUAACAGCCCAUUAUUGAGUUAAAGCAGGAAAAGCACUAAAUACAAAAUGUGCAGGGCUGUGGGCUUUCAGGACCAAGGUUAAGAAACAUUUAUAUGUAUGUACACCUUCUAAUUCUAUUUGUAUAUUUUGAAGCCAUUUUUAAGCUUUCGAAAAACAAUAAUGGUACCCAAUUUACUGUGAUUGUAUUGUGAGUUAGUGAUUGGGUCAUUACACCAGAUGGCACUAUCUCUCAAGAAAUAGUUACACAAAUAUUUUUUUCAUUUUUCAUAAAUUUUUCAUUGUUGAAGAUGUAUGUCCCUAUUUAUUGUAUGUUGUAACUUGAAAGUAUGUGUUACUUUUAUAUUUUUGUGUAAUAAAUUAUUUUGUAAUGC
This is a messenger RNA of Astyanax mexicanus (Mexican tetra), 3759 nucleotides long. Its product is annotated as centrosomal protein of 120 kDa. Lineage: Eukaryota; Metazoa; Chordata; Actinopteri; Characiformes; Acestrorhamphidae. Gene Ontology annotation, cellular component: centrosome; centriole. The record is from RefSeq and is a predicted model, not a curated record. Gene Ontology annotation, biological process: centrosome cycle; positive regulation of centriole elongation; interkinetic nuclear migration. The transcript has 21 exons. The coding region runs from base 148 to 3171 and encodes 1007 amino acids.